AUGAUCAUGAACAUGGAUCCAAUGUUUUUAGCACUAAGCCUAUUUAGAAGAAGACGCUUCGAUAAGUGCAUAGAUAUUUGUACGAGUAUUUUGGAUAAACAACCACUUGAUCAAGCAGCAUGGUGUCUAAAAAUGCGAGCCAUGACCCAACGUGUCUACGUGGACGACAUGGAAAGUGAGCAACAAAUGGACAACGAUUUCUUGGACGAAAAUGUUUUGGCUUCUGCUCCGCGACCUGGAACAUCCAUGAAAACGGCGGUGGCACCAACAGCUUCAGGAUUAGGUACUCGUCCUCGUACAGCCACUGGUCGUCCCAUAUCAGGGGUGGCGAGGCCUGGAACAAACGCAAGACCAGGAUCGGCCAUGGAUCGUCUCAGAACUGCCAGACCAGCCACUAACCAAUCAGCAAGGACUAUACGACUCGGAACCGCCGCAAUGUUGACCCAAAAAGACGGACCGUUUAUACAAGUAUCCAGAUUAAACGUAGCAAAGUACGCGAAAAAUAAAUGUUUGAAUAAGGCGUUGUUCGAGUAUUUGUUUAAUCAUGAAGGCGAUGUCAGGAGUGCCAUGGAGUUGGCUGUGCAGGCGACUCAAUUUUUCGAGUUUAAGGAUUGGUGGUGGAAGGUGCAGCUGGCUAAAUGUUAUAUUUCGUUGAAUUUGAUCAGGGAAGCUGAGCAGCAGCUGAGAAGUGCUUUGAAGCAACACCAUCAUGUCGAGAACUUCAUGAGAUUGGCUAGAAUCUAUCUCAGAUUAGAUCAGCCUUUGUCAGCAACAGAAAUCUGCAAAUCUGGACUAGAAAUUUUUAAUUCUGAUGUAUCCAUAAUGACAGAGUUAUCCAGAAUAUACGAAGCGCUUAACGAUACUGCCACAUCUGUAAAGUUUUAUAGAAACAUUGUUGUGGAAGAUGCCAUGAAUUCAGAAGCUAUAGCCUGCAUAGGAAUGUACCAUUUUUACAAUAACCAACCAGAAUUGGCCUUAAGAUACUACAGGAGAGUUCUGGCAAUGGGAGCUCACUCCUCAGAGCUGUACAACAAUUUGGGGUUAUGUUGUUUAUUCUCCCAGCAACUAGAUCUGACUUUAGCAUGUUUCCAAAGAGCUCUAGACCUGGCAACGGACCCGAUAGUCAAAGCAGAAGUUUGGUACAAUUUGUCGCACGUGGCAGUCGCUGCCGGCGAUAUCGAGUUGGCGAUUCAGUGUCUCAGCUUGUGUUUGUCGUCGGAUCCUUCGCAUGCCUCUGCGUUUAACAACCUCGCUAUUUUUCAUCACAAAAUGGGACGAACUAAUUUGGCGAGGGUCUAUUUGACGACGGCUAAACAGUUGGAACCCAAUUUAUGGGAACCACAGGCCAAUUUGGAAUUCCUGCAAAGCAAAUAA
Brassicogethes aeneus is the source of this 1374-nucleotide messenger RNA. NCBI's taxonomy places the organism in Eukaryota, Metazoa, Arthropoda, Insecta, Coleoptera, Nitidulidae. The record is from the annotation of a GenBank genome assembly.